Messenger RNA from Pristis pectinata (smalltooth sawfish), 5773 nucleotides. Its product is annotated as paraspeckle component 1-like. Gene Ontology annotation, cellular component: nucleus. The coding region runs from base 437 to 1978 and encodes 513 amino acids. Lineage: Eukaryota; Metazoa; Chordata; Chondrichthyes; Rhinopristiformes; Pristidae. The transcript has 9 exons. The record is from RefSeq and is a predicted model, not a curated record. Gene Ontology annotation, molecular function: RNA binding. Gene Ontology annotation, biological process: regulation of DNA-templated transcription.
GUGAUUGGCGGGGAAUUGAGUGGAAACACAUAAAAAUAAGGAAUUGAUCAAUUUACUUCAAAAAGCCACAUGGAAAAUAAAUUUAAUAGAGGAACUUUUUUAAAAAGGAAAGUAAGAUUUUUCAUAUAACUGUCUAUACAAUACUGGCAAAUAGAGGCAAUGAUUGAUGGGAAUUGUCGUUUAAUCUGAAAUACCCAUUUCAAGAGCAAUGCUGAACCUAACGGCGAUGGAAAGAGAAGCCUGGAACUCCCACAAUGCACGACAGUUGACGUAGCGUCACUACCUCGACGUCAUUCAGUUUCAAGCGCCUGGAGGCUGUACUGUGGCCGCCAUUUUGAGUUUAUAUGAGGGAAGUCGCGUCGUUUUUAUUUCAUCUCGAUAAUCAGAUUUCUGGAGUAUUUCGAAGUUUUCUGAUUGCAGAGCACGUAUAUCAGAAAUGCAGUCGAAUCAAAUUAACCGGAAUUUAAAGCAAGUGAAAUUGGAGAACAGUCGUAAUUCCCCAGUAAAAAGAGAGUAUGACACGGCGGAUCUUGAAGGAAUCGUGCCUGGCGAAGAAGGUGAAGCCCUUACAGUGGAUAUUAAAAAUUUUCGCAGGCCAGGAGAAAAGACCUACACUCAAAGAUGCAGGCUCUUCGUUGGCAAUUUACCCACUGAUAUAACAGAAGAGGAUUUCAAGAAAUUGUUCCGGAAGUAUGGGGAACCUUCCGAGGUUUUUAUCAACCGGGACCGCGGGUUCGGUUUUAUUCGGUUGGAAACAAGGACAUUGGCUGAAAUAGCGAAGGCUGAACUUGAUGGUACAAUGCUGAGGAAUCGACCUCUACGUAUUCGCUUUGCUACUCAUGGAGCCGCUUUGACUGUGCGGAAUCUUUCACCGGUUGUUUCUAAUGAGUUAUUGGAACAGGCCUUUUCUCAGUUUGGACCAGUAGAAAGAGCAAUAGUUGUUGUUGAUGACCGCGGGAAGCCUACAGGGAAAGGUUAUGUGGAAUUUGCAGCAAAGCCUGCCGCUCGCAAAGCACUGGAAAGAUGUGCAGAUGGAGCAUUUCUAUUGACAUCUUCCCCACGUCCUGUUAUUGUGGAGCCCAUGGAACAGUUUGAUGAUGAAGAUGGACUUCCUGAAAAACUGCUACAAAAGAACACACAAUACCACAAGGAAAGGGAGCAGCCACCACGUUUUGCUCAACCUGGGACAUUUGAGUUUGAAUAUGCAUCUCGCUGGAAAGCUCUUGAUGAAAUGGAAAAACAACAACGAGAGCAAGUUGACAGAAACAUCCGAGAAGCAAAACAAAAGCUGGAGGCAGAAAUGGAAGCUGCCCGUCAUGAACAUCAGCUUAUGCUUAUGAGACAAGAUUUGAUGAGGCGCCAGGAGGAAUUGAGGCGGUUGGAAGAAAUGAGAAAUCAAGAGCUGCAGAAAAGAAAGCAGAUAGAAAUGAGGCAUGAAGAGGAACGUCGGAGACGAGAGGAGGAAAUGAUGCGCCAGAGAGAGCAGGAUGAAUUACGAAGGCAGCAAGAAGGAUUCAAGUCGAACUACAUGGAUAAUAGAGAACAGGAUAUGAGGAUGGGUGAUAUGGGUCCACGUGGCGGAAUUGGCAUGGGAGAUGCGUUUAGCCCAGCUCCUGCUGGCAAUCAAGGGCCUGCUCCACUUAUGGGUAUGAACAUGAGCAACCGUGGACCUAUGCCUGGUGCUACAAUGGGACCUGUCCCAGCCAUUGGGCCAGAAGGAGCUGCAAAUCUGGGAACACCCAUGCUGGGAGACAACAGUGGAACAAUGCGCAAUGAUAGAUUUCCUCAAGCAGCUCCUAGUCAAAUAGGCUCUCCUCCUAUGGUCAAUAGGGGAAACUUGAGCGGAACCCCUGCACCUGAGGCUGCUCCUCAACAACCCAUGGCAGGUGUGGGUGCUGUGAGUGCUGCACCUGGUGGUUUUGGCAGAGGAAAUCAAGUUGGUAACUUUGAUGGAGCCAAUAAACGCCGCAGAUAUUAGACAUUUUGAACUGUAACAAACAUCAUUCCUUUCUGUGACAGUUUAAGAUAUAUGGAUAUCUGGUGAUUUAAAACUAUCAGUUGAGUUUUAUCUGCUGUUAUCUGACUUUUUUAAUGUGAUGUAGAUCUUUGGAUUUUGUUUUCUUAUAUAAAAAAAUUUUGUUUGAAUCUUUAUACUGAAGUUAAAAUGCUUCAGGCUUUAUCUCAUAGAACAACAAACGCAUAAAACAUCAUUGUUUAGCAAGUUGGGCUUGCACUUUGUGUCUGUAGUAUAAUACAUAUUUUAAAAUGUGACCAUGCUGUAAAAUCCAUGAAAUGAUAAAUAAAACAAAUAAACUAUUUUCUUUUGUUAAAGUAAUUGAACACUAACUUGUACUAAGCAAUGCACAAUGUAUAAUGUGCAUGAUUUUAAAAUUGAUGCAAUUUGUCUUUUUCUUAGUUCUUAGUAUUUAUGGAGUACAGAUUAUUCCAUCCCAUGAUUUGUAUUGUUUCACAGAUCAUUUUUCAAGAUCAAGUUGCAAAUGACAAUGUGCUAUCCAUCUUAAUUUGUAAUUGCUUGGGAACAAUUUGAAAAAUAAUUUCCUGAUUUCUCUAACACCCCUGCCUGCCUUUUCUCUCUUCCCACCCUACCCAACCCAAAUAAUUAGACUAUCUUGGAAAAUCUGGUCUAGUUGAGUUUGCUAUUUUUGUUAAAGGUCACUACUUUGAAACUUUGUGCAGUGCUGGCUAUGUUGAAAUAACACUGCAGAUGAUUUCAAAAUAGGUUAGCAACAUCCAAUUUUAAAAAAAUGGUUGCAAAAGCAUUUUUUUCAUUUGAGGUUUUUGCAACCCUAAACUCCUGACUUUGUAAGGCAAAAAUGUACUUCUGAGGAAUUUGAAGAAUUGAGCCAUGUUGUCAAUUUACUAUCCAAGACAUAAGCUUAUUUAAAUUAUUCACUUUAAAUGGAUGAAUUGUUUAAUUUGACAUUUUCAGCAUAUUCAUAAACGGAGGCCCAGUUUUAGUUUAAAAAUGAUUGCUGAAAUAUGAGGCUUCAAUUGUAAAAGUUUCUUCGAGCUAUUUAAUCUUGUAGUUGUGUAGUUUAAAAAGGUUAUUUAAAAUACUACUUUGGCGUAGGAUUAUCAUUGUUACAUUUUAUGAAUUGAUUUUUUUUGUAUCUGAUUAGUGUUAAUCAGUAAUUUGAUGGUUACGUGUAGCAAAGUGGGACUUUUACAUUUUCUUCUAAAUAUAUUUUGGGUCAAACCUAAACAAUCACUAAUUUUGUUGAAAUUGAGCUGUGUUGAUAGUCAAUAGAUAAUCAGCUUUUGAUUCCCUGUAAGAGCUCUGCAGUGAAAAAUAACUUUUUUGCCUCUUGAUAGCUUCCCCCUACAUUUUCCACAGUGUCUGGAUGACAAAGUGAAAUAGUUUUGUGAUGAACUGCGUGUUAGCUGUUCUGAUUCUUCUAUCAUCAUACAUUUGUAACUUCGAUAGAGCUUCACUAUUUUAGGUUAGAAAAGACCCUUUAAUGAUGGGGGAGAACAAUCUAAAGUCUAUUGAGGUCACCUCAAUCAGUAAAUGUUGCUUUUCCCUGAGCUGAGCUGUCAAAGGAAAAGGACAAAAGAAAAACUAGAAUAUCCCUCCCCAAUUCCCAAAGUCUCUGUAGCAAACUCCUAGAGACUAUUAUGGUUUCUGCACAUUUGAUUGUUGCUGACAGAUAACUUGUAUGAUAAUUAGAAAUAUCCACCCUUUUGAAAUUUGAUUUGAAUGACUCUGGGAUUCUUUACUUGCCAGCUAUGUUAGCAAUCUAUUCUGACAUUUGAUUAGAACCUUAAGUUCUCUCCAUCUACCAUUAUCAGUUUAAAAUAAUCUAAUUUAAAACUGAGUCAUAACCUUUUUUUUUCUCAGCACUUCUCAGAGCAAGUAACCCCUUCUAUGUAUUAUUUAUACACUGAAGGUUUAUUGGUGUGCCUGCUUUUUUGCUGCACCACCUUAACUUUGGUAUUCCUCAAAGUUCAGAGGCACAACUGAAAGCAAUACUACGUGUAAGUGUAUUUUUAUUUGCUGCUGUGGCAAGGCUGCCAUGCACAGUCCAUCCAUUUUGCAGAAUGCAUUUAAGAGUCAUAUUGGCAAGAUUAUAAAUAAUGCUCAAUUUCAUUGACAUCCUUUUUAUCCUAAAUUUAAUUAUUUGAAUUGAAGUGCCCCACUUGUUUGAUGGAAUUCAAACUUCUGUCUCAGUUUGGUGGACCCUGCCUCUGGACAUGAGACUGGACAUGGACUGCAGGCUACUUCAUCUUUGUGACACUAUUGUCUUUUCAUGAUGAAGUACAAUUGUUCAUUUUUUUUUGUUUGUAUUCCAGAACUACUGAACAGUGUGACUAUCUCGCAUUUUGUACCUUUCAUAAAUAAUUAAGGUACUUCCCCCAUUUUAUGUCUUUCGUUUUUAUUGGGUCCCUAUCCUUGAGCAAAUAUGGUUAAAACCAAUAGGUAGAGAAAUGUACAUUUGAUCUAGACUGAAAAGCUACAGAACGAAGAUGUUUGGCCCAUUGUGUCUAUCGGCUAAGUACCCAAUUACUUCCCCCGAAGAAAAAAUCUUUCCAAGUAUUUAUCCAAUUCACUUUACAAAUUAUUACUGAAUAUAAUUUUAUCACCAUUUUAGAUGACUUGUGCAUUGCAUUGUAUCUUGAAAUUCAAAAAAACAAGGUUUCCAGCAUCUGCAGUAAAAACAGAAAAGGGUGGAGGUACUUAGCAGCUUAGCCCACAUCUAAGGGAAGAGAAAGUUAAUAUUUUAGGUUGAAGACCCUUCAGAAUUGGGAAGGAAGCAAAAGAAGUUUAAGGUGCAGGGAGAUUAGGAGAGGGGACUGUCUCUGAAAGGAUAAAAUUGUGGUGACCAUGGGGAUAAGCUGUAAACAAGGUUAUCUGGUCAAUGAGUGAACAGGAACAGAGACUGAGAGCAUAGACAAAAAUAAUGUAAGACUUGCAAAAUGCAGAGCAGGAAGGCAUGACCACCACUUAAAUUGUAUCUUGUUGGAUUUAAUUAUAAAAUAUCCUGAUCUCACCACCUUUGGUUUUGCUGUGAUAAGUCGGGAUCACCUGGUUACUUGUUCUUCCAGCCAAAGCUUUUCCUUACCAAGCAUAACAGAUCCUUUUGGUUUUUUAAUGCCUCCAGUUAAUUCAUGUGAAAGGUCAUAAACAGCCAAAGCUCAGUUAGAUAAUUUGCCAUCAAUUUCAAUCUUUGACAAUUAGGUGAAGAUGUAAGUAAGCUUUUUAUCCAGUGAUUUUUAUUUUUUUUUGCAGUCACUAUCUCUAUAAUGCUUUACUGAAUAUUCUUUUGAAAGUCAUAGUAUAUAGUAUUGGAUUAUCCGGUUAUUCUGUAUAUUUCAAAGAACUUUGGUUCUGCCUUUUUAGUCAAUGUCAUAUCAUUCAAAGUAUUCCACAUAAUGGUUGAAUAUUCAAAGUAUGUAAUUGUGUGGCAUUCCAUAUAUUUUCCAACUAUUUAGUGAUUAAAUCAAACUCAAACUUACACUAUGGCAGUAAGUUUUUCUUUCUUAAGUAAUUGGAUCAUAUGAGCUAAGCUUUAAUCUAUAAGAGUCAGUCUGCACCUCUCAGCUCCUGAAUGUAUGAACUAGUGAUAUGUGAAUCAUCUUCCCCAUUUCCCUGAGUACUUUUGUGGUAAAUGAGAUUUGUAAUUUGAUUAAUCUUAGCAUAAGCCAUUACUGCAAUUAUUUGAAUGAAUUCUAGCCACACCACUUGUGUUUUUUUAAAUAAAUAAAUAAUGGAGUGGAGCACCUCCUGAAGGGUUGGUGGUACUUCCAACUCAAC